GCGCAUAAAACUGACCGGCGCUUCGGCAAGUGCUACUAGUCUCUCGUCUGACGUGGUUCGCGGCAAAUGUUCGAUACGUGCGAGGGAAAAUCGCGCCGCAUCCGCGAGAAUACGGACACACGUACGUUCGCGCGGCCGACUGUGGGACACCGAUUUCCCGGCAAGGUGGAGCGACUUUUCGAAUGGUAGCGGAAACGAAACCCAGUGGUCUAUCAUGAACAUCGAUGAGUUCCGGGUGCGCGGCAAGGAGAUGAUCGAGUACAUAUGCGAGUACAUCCGCACGUUAGAGGGCAAGAGAGUGACGGCGAACGUGGAUCCCGGCUAUCUGAGACCCCUCUUGCCGAAGGAGGCACCCCUGAAGCCGGAAUCAUGGGACGCCAUCAUGAGGGACGUCGACGGCAAAAUAAUGCCCGGAAUCACCCACUGGCAACAUCCGCGAUUCCACGCCUACUUCCCGUCCGGCAACUCGUUCCCUUCGAUCUUGGGCGACUUGCUGUCGGAUGCGAUCGGCUGCAUCGGUUUCUCGUGGGCGGCCAGUCCGGCCUGCACCGAGCUGGAGACUAUCGUCUUGGAUUGGUACGCUAAGGCGAUCGACUUGCCAGCUGAUUUCCUGUCGGAGCAGAAGACCUCCGCCGGCGGCGGAGUGAUCCAAGGCUCGGCGUCCGAGUGUAUCCUGGUGACGAUGUUGGCGGCGCGCCAUCAGGCGAUCAAGAUGCUGAAGGAACAGGAGCCGAACACGGAGGACUCCGCCUUCCUGCCGCGGUUGGUGGCCUACUGUUCCACGGAGUCGCACUCUUGCGUGGAGAAGGCGGCGAUGAUCAGCCUGGUGAAGCUGCGGGUGCUCGAGCCGGACGAGAAGGCAGCGUUGCGCGGCAAACGUCUCGAGUCGGCGAUCAGGGAGGAUGUGGCGAGCGGUUUGGUGCCGUUCUACGUGUCCACCACGCUGGGAACCACCGGGUCGUGCGCCUUCGACAAUCUCGUGGAGAUCGGGCCGGUGUGCAAGCUAUACCCGAACGUAUGGCUGCACGUGGACGGCGCUUACGCCGGCAACGCAUUCAUCUGCCCAGAGAUGAGGCCGUUCAUGGCCGGCAUCGAGCACGCAGACUCUUUCAAUACGAAUCCCAACAAGUGGCUGUUGGUGAACUUCGACUGCUCUUGCCUGUGGGUGCGCAAUCGGGUGAAGUUGACGUCGGCCUUGAUCGUGGAUCCUCUGUACCUUCAGCACGCGCGCUCAGGCGAGUCGGUGGACUAUCGUCAUUGGGGUAUCCCGCUCAGCAGACGCUUCAGAGCGCUGAAACUCUGGUUCGUGUUGCGCUCGUACGGCAUCAACGGUCUGCAGAAGUACAUCAGGAACCACAUCAGGCUGGCGAAGCGAUUCGAGGCGCAUAUGAAGAAAGACCGGCGGUUCGAGAUCCUCAACGACGUACGGGUCGGUCUUGUGUGCUUCCGGCUGAAGGAGAGCGAGGAGAUGAAUCAGGAACUGUUGGCGAAUAUCAACGCCAGCGGCAGGCUGCAUAUGAUACCGGCCCGUGUCAUGGGCAAGUACGUACUCCGUUUCUGCGUGACGAAGGAGGACGCGGCCGAGGAGGACAUCGAUUACGCGCUCAACGUGAUCGAGGAGCACGCUACAGAGGUGAUGUUGGCGCACUACGAGGGCACGGAGGACGAGUAUAGGGCCAAAGGACCCAAGAGUCCCGCCUCCUUGGAUAAGAAACUCGUGCGGAAGUUCAGCUUCACCAGAAGCGUCACCAGAGAUGCCUACAAACGUUCAAUUUCCAAGUCUAGCCUGCAUGACGGCGCGACGCCCAUCAUGGUCGUCGACGACAACUCGCAGGUCGACGCUAUCGAGGACGAUCAUUUCCGUAACAGCAGGUCGUGACGAUGUCGAUGACGGUCUCCAGCGCCGACUCGGGACGAGGUGGAUGAUAAUAAAAAGGGCCCUCGAUACACGGCCGUAUGAUUUGGAAGCAUUGACGGUCUGCCGUGGCCGGUUUGGUGAUUUCCGAGUUCGCAAUUCCCGAUAAAUGACUAUUCACGUCGCCACGUAAGUGUUUAGCCGAGUCGUUCCAUCCGGAUGAAGUUUGUCGGAUUGCUAUUCGAAAUGAUCGCUCGACAACGUUUGUUCUCUCUCGCACACGAAUGAUUCUUCGUGGCGACACACAGACUGCGUCGAUGAUGCUCCUCGACAUUGAGCCAAGUUCUCUGAUAAAGCGUCGGAGAUUGUGACAUCCUCGAGCUCACUUUCUAGACGCUCCGAAAUCAGCGACGAAAGUCGAGAGGCACAAUAUGAAUAAUAAGCACAAUAAUAUAAGAAAUCUCUCUGUGAAUAUAGAGAAUGCAAUGCCGCGCAAUAUUAUAUUACUUAUUUAUAUCUCUUACUAACAGAAAAUAUAUCUUUUCGAGACAAAAUUAUUGUCUCAAUAUUUAAAAUAUUGAGACAUUAACAUUUUAAUAUUUGUCUUGAAUAUUUAAAAUAUUCAAACUAAUAUCCAAAUAAUUAAAAUUAUAUUCGGGAGACUUUAAUCUCAUAUCAUGUUGAUCUCAAAAUCAGACCUGUCACGAUAUUAAAAAUAAGAUAACAGUCACAGCAUAAAAUUAUAAUACAAUCCACAUUUUAGCAAAUAGUGUGACGUGAUAUUUAUCCUUCACAUUCAUACGGGGACAUACAUUCGGGGAACACGAAUGCAACUUGCGAAGCCGGGAGGAACGCUUUCUCUUCCGA
This is a messenger RNA of Odontomachus brunneus, 2722 nucleotides long. Its product is annotated as tyrosine decarboxylase-like. Bases 215 to 1879 code for a protein of 554 amino acids. Gene Ontology annotation, molecular function: carboxy-lyase activity; pyridoxal phosphate binding. Gene Ontology annotation, biological process: amino acid metabolic process. The record is from RefSeq and is a predicted model, not a curated record. NCBI's taxonomy places the organism in Eukaryota, Metazoa, Arthropoda, Insecta, Hymenoptera, Formicidae. The transcript is spliced from 4 exons.